Drosophila ananassae is the source of this 1092-nucleotide messenger RNA. Its product is annotated as coactosin-like protein. Lineage: Eukaryota; Metazoa; Arthropoda; Insecta; Diptera; Drosophilidae. The transcript has 3 exons. Gene Ontology annotation, cellular component: plasma membrane; cortical actin cytoskeleton; actin filament. Gene Ontology annotation, molecular function: actin filament binding. The coding region runs from base 500 to 940 and encodes 146 amino acids. Gene Ontology annotation, biological process: regulation of actin filament polymerization. The record is from RefSeq and is a predicted model, not a curated record.
CCGUUUGUCGCUGUCGUCUCCCCUCUCCAAAUCCCCAAAUCGCUUUGCGCUUUUCUAAUUGAUUUUUCUCACAAAACGUCCGGUCAUUGAACGCAUUAUGAAGCGUAGCUCUUGGCUCUGGCUUCCAGCUACCAGAAUACCAGCUCCCGGCCUCAACCCGAUCUCUAUCUGUAUCUGUAUCUGUAUCUGUGUCUAUUUUUGUUCCUUCCUCUAAAAUGGAAUAAAAACCCUACAGCACAAUACCCGCAUCUCCAUCCCGGUUCCCGGUUUCGAUCUCAUUCGUUCAGACCCCAAAAGAGUCACUUAUCAAAAUCUGUGACCUGCUUUUCUGUCUGAUUGAAAAUUGUCACGCGUAAAUUGCUUUCAAUGAAGCGAUCCGACGGAGCUUAAGACAAUAAGAGCCAGACAAUAACCGGCAAUCGUACACCGAGAAAAAUGAUGGCUUCCUGUCACAGAAAUAACUAUAACUGAGAGAUUUUUAUAGAGAUCUAAGAGAGAGAUGCCACUGGCUACCUCGCUGGACAAGGACUCCAUCCGCGAGGCCUACGAGGACGUGCGCUCCGAUCUCACAGACACCGAGUGGGCGGUGUUCAAGUUCGACGGCCCCCAGAUCGUGGUCCAUGCCAGGGGCCAGUGCUUCGAGGAGUUCCGCCAGCAGUUCGGCGACUCGGAGCGCGCCUUCGGCUACAUUCGCAUCCAGAUGGGCGACGAGAUGUCCAAGCGCAAGAAGUUCAUCUUUCUGACGUGGAUCGGCCAGGAAGUGGGCGUCAUCCAGCGGGCCAAAAUGUCCACGGACAAGGCGCUCAUCAAGGACGUGCUUAAUAACUUUGCCGUGGAGCUGCAGGCUGGCGUGGAGACGGAGCUGGACAUCGGCCUGUUCCGGGAAGCGUUGAACCGCGCCGGUGGUGCCAACUAUGGCACCGGUAUCCGGGACAUCUAGGCGUUCCUGCAAUCGUAAAAUUAAACUAUUUUUUUUGUGCAUCUCUUCAAUCGCUUACCAAACUGCUCCUUUUUACUUAAUUAUGAAUUAAUUUUUACGCAAUUUUAAAUUUGUAUAUUUUACGUAAUAUAAUACGAAAAUUGUAACAUUUA